GCUUUGUUAUCAAUCAACUUGCCCUUAUCUCUGUUUUUAAUGAAUAAGUUUUAUUAUAGUCGUUGAAUUUGAAUAAUUAUAUGACAGAAUGAGCGAAGAUGAUCCACCGUUUAUUCUGCUUGAGCCCAACACAUUUUCUGAUGUUUCAGCUCCUCUCAAAUCAUCCAACAGAAUCAAGUACACUUGUUUUACUGCUUCCCAGAGUUUUCUAAUCUUUGGAGCUACGAGUGGCGGAUUAUAUGUUUUCUAUCGAGAACCUUUUGCUUACUCUCAGCUUAUACCAAACAAGGAAGGAGCUGUCAGUCUUAUCUCUGUUUCUCCAAAUGAGGCUUUCAUAGCUUUUGCAACACUGAAAGGUGUUGUUGGUAUUCUCGAACGAAAUGAAGGCCUCGGAGCAAGAAUGAUAAAUAGGUCAGUCGAACAUGCGGAUUCCGAAGUUACUACUCUGCAAUGGUCUGAGAACAAUCUCCAAGUGUUUGCGGGUGAUAAAAGCGGCAAAAUUUCAGUUCUCAAUUUGACAUCUGCAAUGAGCAAGACAAUGUUUCAAGUUCCAGUAUUCACUUUGAUGCAGUUAGAUUCACAAGUAGUUCAAAUGAGCUGUCAGUCUGGUUUAUUGCUAGCCUCAACUUUAACCCGUUGUUACAUCUGUGACACAAUUAAAGAACAGUACAAGCAAGUAGGGCAGAAAUUGCGUGAUGGUGAAUUUGGAGCAUGUUUCAUGCCGGUAAAAGAUGCGCUGAAAAUUUUUUGUGCCAGGCCUGGCUCUCGUCUUUGGAAAUGUGAUACAGAUGGUAUUGUAGAAGCCACUUAUGAGCUGAAAAAAGCUUUAGCCGUUCCACCUGCAACUGUCGUCUCACUGUAUGAUGAACCUAAAAUAAUUGCUUGUCACAAGGACACUACUUGGAAUAGCCAAUCUUUUAAUUUUAACCAGCUACUUGUCGUCCAUGACAAGUUCUUGUUGACGUUUAAAAACGAUGGAGUGUAUUUUUUUAAUGUAGAUAGUAAUGUUAAUGUUUUGUUGUGGUCAAACCAUGUUAAGAACAUUGCUGAUCUCAAGUGCGUAGGAGAUUCAAUAUACAUGUACACUACCACAGGUGAAGUUCAUGCAUUGAAGGUAAUGAGUUUGGAUAAAUGUUUGUUAAGACUUUUUUAUAAAGAUAUGUUCUUAGUUUGUGCUGAGCUAUGCGCCCUGCAUUUAAGUACUUUGUUAAAGUGGAAUAAGUUAACGUAUUUAUAUCAUUUGAAAGAGCUAGAAAAUCAUUUAUUACAAAUAAAUCAAUUGGAUCUACUCAGUGACCUUAAGCCUCUUUUUAACAAAUUACAAAAGAUAAACCACAGUCCAAUUUCAAAAUUAGAUUCAGGUAUUUUUCUUGUUGAGAAUCAUCACUUAAAUUCUCAGAUUAUUAAUAACUCUUCUUCCUUUUAUUCUAGUCAGUCAAAAGUUCUUCACAAAAGACAAGAACGAUUUAGAAGACGGAGACGAUCAUACAGUUUAUCAUGCGAGUCUAAGAAAAAAAAGCUGCUCGACAAAACUUUAUCCAAAUCAUUACCAAAUUUAAAUGAAGCAGUGAAAAUUCCACUUGAUUAUGUGUCAGAAAUGGAGAAUAAUGAAAAUGAUUUUGAUGAGCCAUAUUCGGACGACUUAGGAGAGUAUGAUUCUAAUGUACCUUUUCCAUUUUUAAUGCUUGCAAAUCCUGAUGCUUUUCAUGAUACGUUAUUAGAAUUAGGAACCAACGUGACUGAAAAAUUAGUGGAUGGUACCAGGAGUUUGCAUGAAAAGUGGCAAAUACUAGAAGGAAAACUUAGACUAUUAAAAUCCGAUACAAACAAUGAAGAAUCUAUAAUUAGUGACAAUUAUUUGAAUAGUAAAAGUAGUGUGAACAUAGUCCCUGAUUUUGAUGAAACACAAUCAAUUGUUGACCGCCCUCGCAAGAAGAAAUCCCACCUUCCAGAUAUAAACAUCACUAAUAUGUUACAAAUAUGUGAUGAACUAGACAAUCUCUUAGAAGGUGAUCUUAAAGCAGAUAAUGUUUUCAAAUUUUUAAAUGAGGUAGUAAAGUUAUUUUCAGACUACCAAUCAAAACUGAAAAAGUUGAAGACAACAGCAAAUCUACAAACGUCACUUUUGCCAUUCUCUAGAUAUUUCAAGGAAAAAGAUAUAUCCAUUAUUCAGCGGGUAUUUCAUGAAGCAUUGAAGUCAGAUUUAAUUACUGAAUGGCAUCAAGAAAACGAAUCAGCUCUUAAAAAUUUAAAUUUCAAGAAGUCCAACUAUCCAACACUAUUGCUCGACUUUCACUCUGAAAACGAAAUAGCUCUGGACGAAUUCGUCAGUCAAUUACUCUCUGUUUUUUCUGAAAUAUUAGAUCCAUUUCUUAUUCUUCAAUGCUUAAACUGCACGUCCAUGAAGUGUAGCUAUGAGUCUUUUUGCACCAUUCUUCAUCGCUUUCAAAAUGGCGAUUUCCAGUUCGUGGCAAAUAGUAAGGAUUGUUCUGAUGUUAACUAUUCUGAAUGGCCAUUGGCUUUAUUGUUGAACACAAUGUUUCUCAUGUUAAGAUUGGACCAAAUCGAAACUAGUUCUCAAAUGGGAAUCGAGGGCAAAGUGAACCUACGAUUUGUGGUGUACACAAUUAUGAAAUUGAAAAUGCAUCUUUCAUCAACAGGACUGAGUGCAGUAGAUGCCAGGGAAAAGUGCCAUAGAUUGUUUUUAUUGUAUUUAAGUAAGCUUUUAGUUAAAAACCAUCCAAUUUCUUUGUAUGACGAUAUUGUUCUUGCCUAUGUUGUAAAUUCAUUUUUGAGUAUCAACUCUACAUCCUCAUUUAGUUCUUGCUCCAAUUGUUGUUUUCCAUCAUUCGGAGUAAAUUUACCACCGCUAAAAUUUGCUGAAAUAGGAUAUUUAAUAAUCGAUCACUUCUGGAGCUUGCAUUCACAACAAUGCACAUCUGCAGACUGUUCUGCUGAUUCAUCACAAAGUAAUAAAAGUUCUAAAGUAGUUGUUCUUACCGAUUUAAAAGCAAUUUUAAAUAAUGACCCCAUUCAGGAAGCAAAGAAAGAAAAACUAUUAAAACUAGUGAGUAGCUGUGUAACUCCCUCAUUAAAAGAAAUAAUUACUAUUUGUCAAUGUAUUCCAAGACUAUGGAAGUAUGUCUUGUCCCUGACUGAUGUAAUUUUGUACAUACCAUCUGCUGUUUCUUUAAUGAUUCAACUUAACUUAAUAACUAGGUCCAAUAACAUGCUCACCGUCAAAAAUAUUAACCUAUUUGAAAAAGUUAUAAUCCUCAACAUCAUUUGCAAAAGAGGAGUAUGUCUUAAUUGUGGCUACAAAAAUAGUUUACUGUCAUCAAUGAGCUAUGGGGUACCAUGGACGGAGCUUUGUUGUAUAAUUUUAAAGUGUAUUGAUUCAAAGACAACGAUAGAUCUUUUACAGAAGUAUAGUGAUGAAAUACCAUCAACAUCGCUGGAUUUGUGCGUCUACCAAUGUGCUAUACUGUCAGAAAUGGUCGACGCUCAUCAGACUGGUCUACGAGAAAAAGUAGUAAAUCUUGUCAGUAGCUCAUCUAAAGGAGUUUCUGGGAUCCCGGUAUUUUCGCCAGAUGUGGCUGCAGCUUUUGAUACUGCUGCACGUUUGGAUGGUAUUAGUGAUUUUUGCUAUCAAAAACGGGAGGAAGACAGUCCUGAAAACCAUCACUGGGGAGUGAGAUUAGAUCUAUCUGAAGAAUUCUGUCAUUUGUGUUCUCUUUCAUUGGGCGCAAAAGCCUUAAUUGCUGCCAAUAAUGGUGGUUUAAUUGCCUUCAAGUGCGGCCAUACUUACCAUGCUGUGUGUUUGAAACACCAAAACAGUCAUGCAACUGUAUGUACUUUAUGCUACUCUUCUUGAUUAAUAAAUUAGUCAA
Molecule: messenger RNA, 3890 nt
Organism: Bemisia tabaci
Lineage: Eukaryota; Metazoa; Arthropoda; Insecta; Hemiptera; Aleyrodidae
Gene: p
Product: WD40 repeat domain-containing protein pink
Biological process (GO): developmental pigmentation
Cellular component (GO): cytoplasm
Molecular function (GO): protein binding
Source: RefSeq, a predicted model, not a curated record